AUGAAGACCUCAACCUCCAUCCUGGCCUUGGCCACCCUCGCCUCUGCCCUUCCCUCCCAAUCUGUGAACAAGAGGGCCUGCACCUCCGCGGUCAAGCUCAGCGGCAGCGAGAACGUCUUCAAGUCCUACACCCUCCACGCCAACUCCUUUUACAAGGCUGAGGUUGCAGAGGCCGUCAAGAACUUGAGCGACAAGAGCCUUGCCACCGCCGCCGCCAAGGUCGGCAAUGUCGGGUCAUUCCUCUGGCUCGACACCAUUGCCAACAUCGAGAAGCUGAAGACUGAGCUUGCCACUGAUAUUCCCUGCAAGAACAUCCUGGGUCUUGUCAUCUACGAUCUUCCCGGACGUGACUGUGCUGCUAAGGCUUCUAACGGUGAGCUCGCGGUCGGCGAGAUCAACAAAUAUAAGACCCAGUACAUCGAUGUCAUCGCCGGCAUCCUCAAGGCCCACCCCAACCAGGCCUUCGCCUUGAUCAUCGAGCCCGACUCCCUGCCCAACCUCGUCACCAACAUCGACGAGACCGCGUGCCAGCAGUCUAAGUCUGGCUACGAGGAGGGCGUCGCGUACGCGCUCAAGACCCUUAAUCUCCCCAACGUCGUCAUGUACGUCGACGCUGGCCACGGAGGCUGGCUCGGCUGGAACGACAACCUCAAGCCCGGUGCCGAGGGGCUUGCGAAGGUGUACAAGGCUGCGGGUUCGCCCAGCCAGGUCCGUGGUAUUUCCACCAACAUUGCCGGCUGGAACGCCUUCGACUUGACCCCCGGUGAGUUCUCCAAGGCCACCGACGCCCAGUGGAACAAGGCCCAGAACGAGAAGCUCUACACCGAGCUCUUCGGUGCCGCCCUCAAGACCGCAGGCCACCCCAACCACGCCAUCGUCGACACUGGCCGCAACGCCGUCACCGGCCUCCGCAAGGAAUGGGGUCACUGGUGCAACGUCAAGGGCGCAGGUUUCGGUGUGCGCCCCACAUCCAGCACUGGCGCGGAGCUCGUCGACGCUUUCGUCUGGGGCAAGCCCGGCGGUGAGUCCGACGGCACGAGCGACACUUCUGCUACGCGAUACGACUCUUUCUGCGGUAACGAUGAUGCGUUCAAGCCCAGCCCUGAGGCAGGCCAGUGGAACCAGGCGUACUUUGAACAGCUGCUCAAGAACGCGAAGCCGGCCUUCUAG
Molecule: messenger RNA, 1170 nt
Organism: Paraphaeosphaeria sporulosa
Lineage: Eukaryota; Fungi; Ascomycota; Dothideomycetes; Pleosporales; Didymosphaeriaceae
Product: cellulase
Exons: 4
Coding region: 1-1170 (389 amino acids)
Biological process (GO): cellulose catabolic process
Molecular function (GO): hydrolase activity, hydrolyzing O-glycosyl compounds
Source: RefSeq, a predicted model, not a curated record